AUGAGCCCAGAGAGUGGAGAAAGUCCAGGUAAAGUCAUAGGCGCUCUGGACGUGCUGAAUGUGCAGAUUAGUGCGAAAAAAUGCGCCUUAGCGCUGCCGGGAGGCGCAGGGAUGGAGGCGGCUCUGCGCCCGCUGUGCAAAGUGCAGAAGCCGGCGCCAGGUGAGCCUGCCCUUCCAUUCCAGCCUGCUGCUUCUGCAGCUCCUGCUGCAGCUGCUUUCAGUAUCCAGAGGGGCACUGGGAUCGCUGGCUUUGGAAAGGAAGCGCCUUCCCCAUCCCGUCCCACUGCCACAGCGCCCCCGCAGGCGCGGGGGAACAAUGGCAGCCCUGCCCGGCCGGGAGCCAGCAGCGCCCCUGGCGGCUGUGAGCGGAACUGCUCCGAGGGGAAAGCGCCUGCGGCCGGGAGACGCUGGGACUGGGUAGAGAGGAUUGUAGACAAAAGGAAGAACAAGAAGGGCAAAUGGGAAUAUCUCAUCAGGUGGAAAGGCUAUGGGAGCAAUGAAGACACCUGGGAACCUGAACAUCACCUACUCCAUUGUGAGGAAUUUAUUGAUGAGUUCAACAGACUACACAUUACCAGAGAAAAGCGAUCCCGGCACGGGAAACAGGCCAGCGUGCCAAAAUUAUUGCGGGAAAGCCGAGGGUCAUCUGUUGAGAAAAUAUCACAUAGACCUUCUGAAUCUGGGAAGUCUAAAGGAUCAACACACAAAAGGAAGAGAAUUAAUCCAUCUCAUCAAAAACAGAAACGAGGAUAUGCAGCAAAGCCAGGAUCUGCAAAUGACAGAGCUGCUAAAACUGUGACUUACCGAACUACUCCCAGCGGUUUACAGAUCAUGCCACUGAAAAAGCCACAUAAUGGUCUGCAGAACGGAGAUGGCAGCCAUGAGAAAGAUUCUAGACAUUUUGGGAAUGGCUCACAGCAGCAAAACAUGGAUUUAAAUGAUCACGAAGAACAAAACUUGCCCAGCGUGUUAGAAGUCAGUAACAAUUCCCCUGUUGUGAAUGGAAUUGGUUCUUCUCUGGCCAAUGGAAGCUUGAACCUACACAGCACUGUGAAAAGGAAACUUGAUGGAGAGAAAGAUUAUGUCUUUGAUAAGAGACUGAGAUACAGCGUGCGACAAAAUGAAAGUAACUGCCGCUUCAGGGACAUCGUGGUCCGGAAAGAAGAUGGUUUCACACAUAUUUUGCUGUCAAGUCAGACUUCAGAGAACAAUGCACUGACCCCAGAGAUCAUGAAGGAAGUUCGGAGAGCAUUGUGCAAUGCAUCAGCUGAUGACAGUAAACUCUUACUUCUCAGCGCAGUGGGAAGUGUAUUCUGUAGUGGCCUAGAUUACUCAUAUUUAAUUGGCAGGUUAUCCAAUGACAGAAGAAAGGAAAGCACUAGGAUUGCAGAAGCUAUAAGGGAUUUUGUAAAAGCUUUUAUUCAAUUUAAGAAGCCAAUUGUGGUUGCUAUCAACGGCCCUGCUCUGGGGUUAGGAGCAUCUAUUUUACCACUCUGUGAUAUCGUUUGGGCAAGUGAGAAGGCUUGGUUUCAGACACCAUAUGCAACAAUCCGACUCACUCCAGCUGGCUGCUCAUCAUAUACAUUCCCACAAAUUCUGGGUGUUGCACUGGCAAAUGAAAUGUUGUUCUGUGGGAGAAAGCUGACAGCACAGGAAGCCUGCAGCAGAGGACUGGUGUCACAAGUAUUUUGGCCAACAACAUUUAGCCAAGAAGUGAUGCUACGAGUGAAAGAAAUGGCAUCCUGCAGUGCAGUGGUAUUGGAAGAGUCCAAAUGUCUCGUGCGGAGUUUCCUGAAAUCCGGACUUGAAGAUGUGAAUGAGAAAGAGUGUCAGAUGUUAAAACAGCUGUGGAGUUCUUCCAAAGGACUGGAUUCAUUAUUCAGCUACUUGCAAGACAAAAUUUAUGAAGUCUGAUAUCUUGGCCUAACUCAAAGAGAAAUUGCUCCAGUUGUGACCAGAGUCAGACAUGACCAUGUUUGAGAAGCAGAGGCAAUGCAUCAGUGAGGAAUUUGUGACAGUGAUCCCUAUGCCUGUGGCUGUGUGAGCUGCACAGCUGCUUGUAGCCGGUUUGAUUUUGUGUAACCAAGACAUGGGCAGGCGUUCAGUGCACGUAACCUGUGCAGGGGCUGCAUCUUUCACAUUGCUCAUCCACAUCCAACUCGACAUUCCACGUGCUGAGAAGCACCACUGAGGCCCAGCAAGGCUCACCCACCUGUAAGGGUUUAUUUUAUCUGUCCUUCUUAACUUAUUCUUGCUGUUGCAGCACAUCUAGGCUGAC
Molecule: messenger RNA, 2278 nt
Organism: Ficedula albicollis (Collared flycatcher)
Lineage: Eukaryota; Metazoa; Chordata; Aves; Passeriformes; Muscicapidae
Gene: CDYL2
Product: chromodomain protein, Y-like 2
Exons: 8
Coding region: 1-1914 (637 amino acids)
Cellular component (GO): nucleus
Molecular function (GO): transcription corepressor activity
Source: RefSeq, a predicted model, not a curated record